Molecule: messenger RNA, 2237 nt
Organism: Synchiropus splendidus (mandarinfish)
Lineage: Eukaryota; Metazoa; Chordata; Actinopteri; Syngnathiformes; Callionymidae
Gene: pde1ca
Product: phosphodiesterase 1C, calmodulin-dependent a
Exons: 16
Biological process (GO): signal transduction
Molecular function (GO): 3',5'-cyclic-nucleotide phosphodiesterase activity
Source: RefSeq, a predicted model, not a curated record
GCAGCAUCACCUGCCGCCAUGGCUGAGCCCGCCACCAAGAAGCAAGGAAUUAAGAAGUGUCGGAGCGCCACUUUUAGCAUCGAUGGCUUCAGCUUCACCAUCGUUGCAAAUGAAGCCGGAGAAAAGCGUCGGCAUCCACUUGCCCGACUCGCACGCUCCAGGUCCCAGAAUUCUCUGGGCUGCUCCGUCACACCCAGUUUGCCCGUCGGUGAGAAGAGAAGCAUCCCGAAGGAUCCUCGGAGCGCCACGGAAAUUCUCGCCGAUGAGCUGCCAAGGGUGGAUUCCUCUGACGCAAUGGAAAAGACGGCCACCAGGUUGCGGUGCCUGGUCAAGCAACUGGAGCGAGGGGAAGCUUCGGUGGGAGUUCUGAAGAGAAACCUGGAGUUCGCUGCCUCUGUGCUGGAGUCCAUCUACAUGGAGGAAGCCAGGCAAAUGACCUGACAUCUGUUGGGGUUUGAAACGGCUGCUGAGGUGUUUUCUUUGCUCCGCAGGCGGAUGGUGGACCUGGAGGAUGAGCUGAGCGACAUCCAGUCGGACUCUGUUCCGUUAGAGGUCCGUGACUGGCUGGCCUCUACGUUCACCCGCCAGAGAGUUCUGGGGCUGCGGCACAACGAAGACAAGCUUCACUUUCGCAGCAUCGUUCACGUGGUGCAGGCUGGCAUCUUCGUGGAGAGGAUGUACAGACGGACCUCGAACUCGGUGGGACUCAAUUACCCCCAAAAUGUCAUCACGGUGUUGAAGCACGUGGACAUGUGGUCCUUUGAUGUGUUCGCCCUGAAUGACGCCAGCCGAGACCACGCUUUGAAGUUUGUCUUCUACGAGCUGCUCACCAGAUACGAUUUGAUCAAUCACUUCAAGGUCCCCGUGGCCUCCCUCCUCUCUUUCGUGGAGUCCCUGGAGGUGGGCUACAGUAAACACAACAACCCCUAUCACAACCUGAUACACGCGGCUGAUGUGACCCAGACGGUCCACUACCUGCUGCUCAAGACCGGGAUGGUGAACUGGCUCAGUGAGUUAGAGAUCUUCGCCGUCGUCUUUGCUGCUGCCAUCCAUGACUACGAACACACGGGGACCACCAAUAACUUCCACAUACAGACCAGAUCAGACACGGCCAUGCUGUACAACGACCGGGCUGUUCUGGAAAACCACCACAUCAGUGCAGCUUAUCGGCUCAUGCAGAGCGAAGGGGAACAUAACAUCUUUGCCAACCUGUCCAAAGACGACUGGAGAGAGCUGCGGUCCCUGGUGGUGGAGAUGGUUCUGGCCACCGACAUGUCCUGUCACUUCCAGCAGAUCAAGACCAUGAAGGGGCUCCUGCAGCAGCCGGAAGCGAUCGACAAGCCCAAAGCGCUGUCUCUGCUGCUGCACACGGCCGACAUCAGCCACCCGGCCAAACGCUGGGACCUCCACCAUCGCUGGACCAUAUCUCUGCUGGAGGAGUUCUUCAGACAGGGUGACAAAGAGGCGGAGCUCGGUCUCCCUUUUUCCCCGCUGUGUGACCGCAAGUCCACCAUGGUGGCCCAGUCUCAAAUAGGCUUCAUAGACUUCAUCGUGGAGCCGACCUUCGCGGUCUUGUCGGAAAUGAUCGAGUCGAUCGUGUCGCCGCUGAUGGAAAUGACGUCUCACUCAGGACCGGAUGGUUUCAGACGCUCCAGUGUGAACAGUAUCACAAGCAACGAGGUGAAACACUCCAACCUGCGAGCGUUUGGCUCCGAGGGAAACUGCGCGCUGACCACUGAGGACUUCAAGAGUUUCAGAGGAACGUGGCAGCAGGAGAUACAGCAAAACAAAGAGACCUGGAAAACACAGGCAGCCAAAGACAAGGCUGACGCUGAAGCGAAAAAGAGCCAGGAAGAAGGCACAGCUGUUUCUGGGAAGACUGACAGCGCAUCGGAACCGAAGGAAGCAGGAAGGCAGGAGGAGAUGGUGCAGCAGCGACCAGGGCCGGACCUCACGCAAGACACAGGCGACAAAAGCCCUGGACCCUCGUCAGCCUCUGGCACAGAGGGCAAAACUGAGAGUCACCCAAAUGAGUCCCAGCCUGAAAGUGCCUUCACUUACUGCUACAAGCGGCCCAGUUACUGCACCAGCUCCUACAGAUUUGUGCGCUCCAAGGUGUCGGACAUGAGGCCCCUCGACCCUCGAGGAAAGGCCAGGAGACUGCAGCGCCUCUGCUUGCGGCGGAGAAAGUAACUUUUCAGCCAGUCACUUGUGUGUGCGAGAGGUUGAAAUGGACC